AUGUCCCUCAACCUCGACACCCUCCGUCUCCAGAUCGACUCGCUCGACCACAAGCUCAUCGCCCUCCUCAACGAGCGCGCCCAGGUUUCCCUUGACAUCGGCGCCGCAAAGCGCGAAUCAAAGGACAGCCAGGAUGAGGAGAACACUCAUGUAUAUAUCCCAGGCCGUGAGAAGCAGGUCUUCGAGAAGGUGACACGGCUGAACCCAGGACCCUUGGCUGCCGACAGCCUUUGCGCCAUCUACCGCGAGAUCAUGUCGGCUUCAAUUGCCCUUCAAAAGGAUGUCAUGGUUGCCUACCUCGGACCUGUUGGAUCCUUCUCCCACGAUCUCAACACUCACUAUGCCAUCACACGUCAAUAUGUCUUGCAGGCAAGCAUGAAGCGUUUCGGUGACAGUGUUCAGUAUGCGUCGCAGGGAACGAUCGCGGAUGUCUUUGACGCUGUGGAGCGUGGUCGGUGCCAAUACGGAGUUGUUCCCUUCGAGAACUCGAUUGCAGGGUCUGUUGUGCCAACACUGGACAAGUUCAUCAAGUCCAAGGUCAAGAUCAGAGCCGAGACCUAUCUCCCUGUCCACCACUACCUCCUCUCCAACUCGACCACAGAAGCCGUCCGUCGCGCUUUGGCUCAGUGCCAGAAUUUCUUGAACAGCCAGUUGAAGGGCAUUGAGCUUAUUCCUUGCGCUUCUACCUCUGAGGCUGCUCAGUUGGCGUCCAAGGAAAAGUACGCAGCCGCUGUCUGCAACCGCGUGUGUGCAGAGAUCUAUGGUCUGGACAUUCUUCACGCCGAUAUUGAGGACCAGCAAGAUAACACGACGCGCUUCUUUAUUAUUUCGGAUGCAUGGGAUGCUCCUACUGUGAGCGACAAGACAUUGUUGAUGUUCACGGUGGAUCACCGUCUUCCUGGAGCAUUGUGUGACGGACUGAAGGUCUUUAAAGACCACUCGCUCAACUUGACCAAGAUCGACUCGCGCCCUUCGAUGCUGAGACCAUGGCACUAUGUGUUCUUUGUUGAGUGUGCGGGCGUGCAUGGAGAUAGCGAGGUGAUGAGCAACGUGGUUGCUGAGCUGGGACAGUUCUGUCUGGAUGUCAAGAUUGUCGGAACUUAUCCCGAUCAGCGUCCCCAGGAUCUCAAUUAG
This is a messenger RNA of Linnemannia hyalina, 1134 nucleotides long. Lineage: Eukaryota; Fungi; Mortierellomycota; Mortierellomycetes; Mortierellales; Mortierellaceae. The record is from the annotation of a GenBank genome assembly.